AAAACUUCGCUCGGCCGUCCUCCGUUGUGCGACCUGAAGCGUCGUCCCUCCCUUCUUUAUUCUUUCAUCCUGCUUCACCUAAUGGAUUUGCCACUCCUUCACACCUUUUCACUGUCUUCCAUGUAUUCCAUCUUUAUUGUAACGUCUUCCUGUAUAACGGACCGUAAUUCAAGCCCCAGUACUCUUUCUUCAAUUGGCGAUUGUAGGGAUGGCAAAGCGUCGGGAAUUGCUCACAUAUGGAGAAGGCGUCCUUGUCCAAAAUCUCUUUUGAUGAUACCUCUGGUACUGUGAAAAAAGCUGGAGGAAUGUUCAAGGAGAAACUGCGAAAACUUGGAGGGCUUGAUGCAGUCUUUGACGUUGUAAUGGAUUGUCAUGCUGUAAUGGAGGAUCUUUUGUGCAAUGGGAAGCAAGUUCAUGACCGCAGAACAAUCUAUAUACAAUUUGUAUACAACCUAGGAUUCAUACAACACCUGACCAUGCUAAGGAAAACAUACUUAUCCACUACUAUACAGGAUUCAUUCUAUACAUCCCCAAACGACCAACUAUCCAGUUCAGAUAUCUAUAUCAAAAACAUUUUAGCUGCAUAUGGGUCAAUCAUUUCAAUAACAGGAUCAGGACAGAAUUUCAACAACCGCUGCCCAUCCGAAGAGUCUCCUGAAUGUUUUUAUAUUUGCCACAACUUCUGAGUUCAUUUGA
Camelina sativa (false flax) is the source of this 696-nucleotide messenger RNA. NCBI's taxonomy places the organism in Eukaryota, Viridiplantae, Streptophyta, Magnoliopsida, Brassicales, Brassicaceae. The record is from RefSeq and is a predicted model, not a curated record.